CUAAAAUCUCACUCUGACAUUUCAAAGUUAUUUAUACGUUUAGAGGUCAUUUACAUCAAAAAUGGCACUUUCCAAACCAAAAAUUCUAGGCACUGGGCAACACUUUCUAGAGUGUGGUUUUGAAGAUUGUGAGAGAAAUUGUGAAUUCUACUGCAAUUCCUGCCAUCAUCAGAUGUGUAACUCAUGCAGAGACCAACAUCUAAAGAUUUCAGAAAACAAAAACCAUGAGGUGGUCCUUUACCAGCAACGCAACAGGCAACUUCCUGUGGAGAAAUGCAAGAUCCACCCCACCAAAGAAAUAGACAUUCUCUGCAAAGACUGCAAUAUUCCUGUAUGUUCAAAGUGUUCAACAAUGCAAGAGCACCAUGGACAUAUAUUUACCGAUUUAGAAACUAUUUACACGGAGAAAUUUACUCUUUGCCAAACUGAACUCUUUAAAAUCCAUAAUUACUUUGUUCCUACAACACAGGAUUUACAGAAAGAAGUCCGGGAAGAUGCCAAAGAAGUUAAACAGAUCAUGGACAGCAUACGGACAUCCAUGAAGGCUGAAGCCGAGUCUCUCAAAAACAUGGUGGACACAGUGCUUUCAGAAAAUAUGGAAGAAUUAAAUCAAAUAGAGAAGUCAUUACUGGAGAAAUUACAGAGCCAAGAGAAGACAUUUGAUGAUUAUAUUGCCUAUCUCAGUGACCUCGUUAAAGAGUUCCAGAGUUACCUGUCCUCUACUGAGCUCACUAACUUCACAACUCAACUUCCAAACAACUUAAAAAUACAAUCCAUACCAGAAACCACAAAAUGUGUAACACCAGAAUUUUCUUUUGCUCAAUGCAGGAAAAAUGAUGUUGCUAAAUUAUUAGGGAAAUUAAUAAAAUCAGAUAGAAAGGCAGAAGUACGAAAAGUAAAGCCAAUGGAAAUUGCUUCUUUCUCUACAUCAAUGAAAUCUACAAGUGAACAGUCAAAACAAAAUAUUUCCAUUUCUAAAGAAACAAUGUCUCUAUCUGCCUCUGUCACCAAGGUCAGGGAGUUCAAUGUACCAGGUGUUAAGAAUGUAUUCCAUGUAUCACAAGAUCAAUCAGACAGACUCUGGAUCAGUGACAUAUUUGGUAAUCUUGUCCAAACAGAUCUACAGGGGAAUGUGAUACAGAGGAUAAAAACCAGUGGUGGACGUGAAGGUUACCACACAGUCACACAGAACGGGGAUCUGAUCUUUACAGACAAAGACAAGAAAGUUGUCAAUAGGAUAACACAGGAUAAUAAUAUCAAUGAAUUCAUUGAAACUGGAGACUGUAGACCAUACAGCACACACUCCUCCCACAUCAAUGGGGACUUACUGGUGGGGAUGAAGAAGGAUAGAGAGGCUGGUAAAGUCACCAGGUACAACAAGACAGGAAAAGAACUACAGAACAUACAGAGGGAUAACAAAGGACAGGAAUUGUAUACUUAUCCAUAUUACAUAACAGAAAACAUCAGUGGAGAUAUCUGUACAUCAGACAUUUAUAAAGGUGCAGCAGUGGUGGUGAAUAAAUCAGGACAACACAGAUUUUCCUACAAAGGUCAAAAGUCAGGGUUCAAUCCCUAUGGAUUCUGUACUGAUGUCCUUGGUCACAUUCUGGUGUGUGAUAGUGUCAGUAAAACUGUUCACCUCCUUGAUCAAGACGGUCAGUUCUUGUCUAUAUUACUCACACAACAACAAGGGGUACAGUAUCCCUGUAGUGUGUGUGUGGAUGGUGAGAACAAUCUCUAUGUGGGACAAGGUCUCACCAACACACUGACAGUGUACAAGUAUAUAAAGUGAUUCUUAUUCUGGCAUUAAUAGGCACUCCACCGAAAAAACCAGGCAAUG
Saccostrea cuccullata (small rock oyster) is the source of this 1840-nucleotide messenger RNA. RefSeq lists its product as uncharacterized. Lineage: Eukaryota; Metazoa; Mollusca; Bivalvia; Ostreida; Ostreidae. The transcript has 3 exons. The record is from RefSeq and is a predicted model, not a curated record. Gene Ontology annotation, molecular function: zinc ion binding. The coding region runs from base 62 to 1792 and encodes 576 amino acids.